Papaver somniferum (opium poppy) is the source of this 2589-nucleotide messenger RNA. Its product is annotated as cilia- and flagella-associated protein 251-like. The record is from RefSeq and is a predicted model, not a curated record. NCBI's taxonomy places the organism in Eukaryota, Viridiplantae, Streptophyta, Magnoliopsida, Ranunculales, Papaveraceae. The transcript has 2 exons. Bases 398 to 2365 code for a protein of 655 amino acids.
UCUUGUUAACUGAAACGGGCAGUAUAUUAUUCCCACCGACACGUGAGAAAACCAAGUAAAGAAUUUAAUGAAGUUACGAGUAAAACAAGACAUCAAUAUCUCCAUAUCCGAGACUCACUAGAUUGAGAAUUAUUGGGUCUUCUCAUUGUCUUCUCCGUUUCAGUUGAAAUUUAGACUUUUCUGCAGAUCUAACUGAACUGACCUCAACACAAAGUCAAACCAUUUGCCGCUAUUUUAUGAUAUAACAAGACACCCAUUCAGCUGCUUUUUAUUAUUAAAACUGAUCACAUUCUAGCAUUUCUGUCUGGGUUUCUAUCAUCUCUCUCCAGGUUGUUACAGCCUCUUAUUGGUAUCGGUAAAGAGACAUAUAUAGUGGUUGGAUUUUAGAAAUUCCAUCAUGUUUAAGCAAUCGAGUAGGAAUCAGAGAUCAAAAGGGGGCUUCAAGGUAAAACAUGCUAUUCAAUUGGGUGUUUUGCUUGUUGUUUGCAUCUGGUUACUUCAUAAAGUCAACAAAUCAGAUGACACCGGAGAAGAAAGCAUCACGAAUGUCUCUGAAAAAUUAGGCAGCAAUGUACAUGAGAUUUCGAAGAUUGGGAGGAAGGGUCUUCUACCUCAAGUAGAAAAAACAAAUUCUGAGAAUGAGAACAAUGGGGAGGAAGAAGAUAACCAAGAUGAGGAAGAAGAGGAAAAAGAGAAGCCAGCAGAGAUGGAGAUUCAUAUGGGAGGAGUUGGUGAUGAUGAGAUUGACGAACACAAUCAAGAGCAUUCUGAGGGUCAAACUGAGAAAGAAGUGGAACCUGUUGAUGAAAAUGACAAGGAACAAGAUGAAAAUGAGAAUGAAGAAACUGAAGAGAAGAAAGACAGUGAAAGUUCGUCCGAGGAUGAGGAGUUUCACACUCAGGAUGUACAAGAGGAGAAUGUCAAUGGGGAAGAAAAUGAGGGUGAAGAGAAAGAUGAGAAGAAUGUCAAAGGGGACGAAAAUGAGGGUGAAGAGAAAGAAGAGAAGAAUGAGAGUGAAGAGAAGAACGAGAGUGAAGAAAAAGAAGAGAAGAAUGAGAGUGAAGAAAAAGAAGAGAAGAAUGAGAGUGAAUCGAAGAAUGAGAGUGAAAAUUCUGCCAAGGACAAGAACACCCAGGAAGCAAGAGAGGAAAACUACAAAGGUGAUGAUGCUUCAAGUGCCGUAGUUCGAGACAACCAAGACGUAGAGUCUGAAACUGAAAAUGGUGGUUCAGUAAACUCAGAUGGAGAGCAAGUAGAAAAGAAAGAAACUGAUGAACAGGAAAGCAACAUCGCUGAAGAAGUUACCUCUGAUCAGCAUGAUUCGGGCUCGAAGUCAGAAGAUGAGAAAAUUGCUACUAUUGGUGAAGAUAACAAAACCGAGACUCCUCUUUCUUCUCUAUCUAACUCCACAAAUACUGCAGAAUCUAAUGAUCAACCAGAAGUAAAUAGUGUUCCGACCCUUGAGACUGCAGCUUCUCCUAGUUCCUUUCUACAAAAUGCAACAGAUGUGAACUCAGGUUCCACUCAGGAUCAGACCGAGGUGACACAGCAAACUGUUGUAGCUAAUCAGACUGAAACUCCUGACGCAGACGUGAAGGUGGAGCAAUCUUCAUCCAUUUCACUGGCACCUUCUGCAAAUGUGACAUCUGAUUCAGCUAAGGGAGAACUAACUGAUUCAACUGGUAAUUUGGAGACUGUUUUACCCGAUGAAGUGUCGUCCACAAAAUCAAAUACGACAGUAGCUGGAGUGGAAGAUAGUUUAGUAUCUUUGGAUACAAGUGACAGUGCAGCUGCGAGUGAUAAAUCUGAAACUGUCGCAGAAAGGAGUGAGAUGGUUGAUGUUAACCAAAGUGAGAAUUCUGAAACGCUUCUAAAGAAUGAGAAUUCUGAAAAUGCCAAUGGGGCAGAAAACAAAGAAUCCGAGUCAGCUGCAGAGAAAAAAGAGACAGAAAACGACUCGUCUUUGUCAACUUCAACAGCAAAUGAAAAUUCAGAUACAACGCAAAGCGAGAGUUCUGAAAAAAUUGAGGAGAAUGAGAAAACAGAGAACUUGAGUACAGAAACUGGUGGGGGUGUUGAGACAAUGAAAACAGAAAACAAGUCUGAGUCUUCAACCUCAACAGCAAACCUGAACUCGGAGACAACCCAGGGUGAGAAUGCUGAAAAAAAUGAGGACGUAAACACAACACAGAAUGAAGGAUCUAGUACAAGUUCGGAGAAAGAGGAAGCAGGAAACAACCCUGUAUCUUCAACUACAGGUGAAAAUGAAAAUACAUCUCAAGUUGAAGAAUCUGAAACAAAUGAGGAGCCCUUGCUAGAGGCCGAAAAGGAAGAGAAAAGUGGUGAAGAGGUAUCAGCAGAGUAAGAUAUUAGAGUAAUUACUCAUAUAUGCUUUAUCUGGUUUUACAUUGGCUGUUACAUUCUAUUUAUUUGUUGUUCUACUACAAGAUGAAAGAAAUGGGAAAGGCUCUUGAGCCUUGGCACUCCUCCAAUUUUAAAGGAAAAAGAGUGUACUUGUAGGUCAGAAAAACAGGAUGUAACUUAUUAAUAUUUUCAUCUAGUUAGUAAGAUGUUUUUUGUUUUUUUUCU